AUGGAGCCCUCCGAUGAGCCUCCUGUUGUACAAAGUGAGUACAUGUUUGGGCCAUCAGCAUCAUAUGCAUGUUCGAUGGUAGAUGAUAUUGUAGAGCUGUCUAGUAGCAGAUGUUAUGCUGGAGAUGCUCCUUCAUCCUCCAGGCCUUUAGGUUUGAGUACCCCGUACGACUCCCCUACCACCUCAUCUAUGUCGUUUCUGUUGGACGACGGUCUAGAUGUUGAGGACGUGGAUGCACCAAUUAUGUCACUUCAUUCCCGUCCAACAUCAUUAUAUAAGCCAACUCCCCAUUUGCUUCAUAUGGAUGAUGAUGUUGCUAGGUUGGGCGCUAGCCGCGAGGUUCCAUUCGGGAUUCGGCCAUUCCUAAAUCCCAAUGUCCUAUUUACCUCUUCUUCCCUCUUCGGCUCUUCCCUUCCCAAGUUCGCAGUUCGCAAGUCGCAACUUCGCCGGCAGCUGGCACUCCCUCACAGCCUCACUCCCAGUCCCAGUUCCCUUCAGCUUCACUUUCCCUUCCCAGUUCCCUUCCCACUUAGCAGUUCGCACACAGUCGGCAACGGCGAGUUCAAACCUCCUGUUCCAGAUCGGCAGAUCCAGUCUUUCCCUUCGGACUUCGGCUUCCACCUUCCCAACUUCGCAGCUCGCACUCUCGCAGACUCGCAGUUCUCCUUCGGACCUUCCGUCCUUCAGUGCACUGGGCAAACCACUCUUCGAAUUGAAGCAGUCUCAGGGAGGUGCCAUUGCCCUCCGCCAACUGUUUUAUUAAAUUUCCGAGAGAAAGAGGUGGUCAGACAGAGCAUGGGUAGGAGAGGAGCAAAGAACAAAGGGCAGGUUAAUACUACUGGUUCUCGAACUCUGCUCACGUUGAGAGAAGAAAGCAGUGGGCGAAAGCAAACCAAAUCCAGCAAUGUGAAGUCCGUGUUGAAGAUGCAGCACUUGCAGAAGCUGGCAGUUUGGGCGAGCAGGAAGGCCUCUGUCCCUUCUUUGGGUGCCUUUUUUGGGCACUGCUUGGCUGCUUGUGGGGAGGCCGUGGGUUGGCCUACUGAUUCUUCAUUGUUUCCCUGUGAAAGAUGUGAAACAAUUCUUCAGCCUGGCUAUAAUUGUACUAUCCGGGUUGAGAAGAAUAGUAGAAAGGGGCGGCAUCGACGUAAGAAACCUGAUAUUCCUAUGCAGAACAAUGUGGUCUACAAGUGUCACUUCUGCUCCCAUUGGAAUAUUAAGAUAGGCACUCCAGAAGGCCAUAUGAAAGAGAUAUGUCCACUGAAUUGUAAACCAUGUUCAAAAUUGGAAACUGCAAAAUCUAUAGUUCCGAGGUGUGGCUUGGAGAAAGGCAUGAGAAGUAGUGUUGAGGUUGAUGAGAUGGAUCACAUAGCAUCAACCACAAUUUCCGGAGACAUUCCUAUGGUUAGUAGUCCAGAAGAAGUUUACAAGAAGGAUGAGAUAACUUUGCCUACAGCAGAUAGGGAUAAUGCUGACUGUCUAACAACUCCAUUAGUGCGAAAAGGUGCAACUUUGUUGGAGGGGAGGAAGAGGAAGAGGCAAAAACCGGGUUCUAGAAAAACAGCUGAAUUUGAAAACAUUUCUGCCACAACUGAUGCAGAGAAAUCUGUCAGCACGUCCAACAAACGAAGGAGAAAAUGGACUAGCCUGAGAGAGAUUGCACAGAGCACUGAGCGUGAUAAAAUCCGGAGUACACCCAAUUUAGCUAUCCCUUUUUGUACGUCAGUGGUAUAGUCAUUUAAUGAUUAUAGACAGCAAAAUAAAUUGCAGAUAUCCAAUUAUGGUACAUCAAAAGUGGAAAGAAAUUGAAGCUGCUGGAAAUUUUGAUCGUGGGAGAAUGAGUUGCUUGAAGUAUUAAUUCAUGGUCACAUCCUUAGUGAGUAUUUUGUCUGAGCAUGUUAGAUCUACAUCAACUUGCUGUUUCAUAACUCGAUGGUUGGAAAACGGAUGUCUUGUGAACAAAAAAUAAAAAGCAAGCUUCCAACUAAAUAAUUCCUUUAAAACUAAAAUUUAAAAAAUCUUGUUUCAUCA
Molecule: messenger RNA, 2028 nt
Organism: Malania oleifera
Lineage: Eukaryota; Viridiplantae; Streptophyta; Magnoliopsida; Santalales; Ximeniaceae
Exons: 4
Coding region: 1-1731 (576 amino acids)
Biological process (GO): RNA processing
Source: RefSeq, a predicted model, not a curated record